This is a messenger RNA of Arvicola amphibius (Eurasian water vole), 3876 nucleotides long. RefSeq names its product regulator of G protein signaling 22 (gene Rgs22). Gene Ontology annotation, molecular function: G-protein alpha-subunit binding. Gene Ontology annotation, biological process: regulation of signal transduction. The record is from RefSeq and is a predicted model, not a curated record. NCBI's taxonomy places the organism in Eukaryota, Metazoa, Chordata, Mammalia, Rodentia, Cricetidae.
AUGGCGAAGGAGGACGGUGUGCCAUCUUUGGAACCCGCAGGGCUUGUUUGUAUGGCUCAGGUUUCCCUUCAUAGCUGUGACUCCAAGGGCCAGCCCUUAACCGCCCGUAAACAGCGUCCAGGGGCUGAAGUACAGACCUUUUCAGAGGCGAUUAGAUUCAAUGUGGACUAUGGAGUUUUUGAAGUGAUCAACGAUGCACCACAGCUUCUGGAAAAGCAACUGAAAAGAAUUCUGCGAAAUCAGCAACCUCGAAAUCCCAUCUAUGAUGUUAUAAGAAAAGGAAAAAGUGAUGCUAAACCAUUUCAAAAGAGUGUCCCCUGUGAAGAUGAGACCAUUAAUGUCAACUACACCAUCAUGUGCCUCAACCGUGAACAAGGUAUUAAGUGGAUCAAAAGGAAGAGACUUCCAGCAUUUCUGGAAAGUGAUUGCUACUUUGAAUACAGGUUAGCCAAACUGAUCUCACAAGCAACAUGGAGCAAUACAGGCAUAAACUUCAUAGUAGGUACAAGCUUCUCCCCCUGGGUCCUGAGAAAACCGCCCACUCCACCUCCACCUACCGACGAAGAGGACAAUCUCAUGAUUAUGAAAAAGUUCUACAUUUCUCUUGGCCAGGCCUCCUAUACUCAAACAAAAGAUUGGUUUACGCUAGCAAAGCAAUGUCAGCAAACAGUAACGACAUUUUCGCUACCCUGCUGUGUAUCCCACCCCAAAACUGCAUCACCAACUCUUUCUUCUGUGUCUGAAAAUUUAAUCUUCGAUGAUGGAGUUCACCCCAGGACAAAAAAGAGCCCAACUAAAACCUCUGAAAUGAUUCCUGAGGUGGAAGAAGAAGAAGAAGGGUCUGUAUCAGUAAAAGAUACGCCUUCCCAAGCUCUUCUGAGGAUAUACCUGGAAAGGAAAGACAAAGAGGACAAUCAAAAGACGGUGCAUUUCUCGUCGUUUGAAGAAUUCCUCAACGCCUAUAUCGUCUUCAUCCUGAAAGAAGCCAUCCAGCACAUCACAGGCCAUUCCUUCAGCAGCAGCCUCAGCUACAUCGACUUCUCCAGCGUCACCCAGGUGACAUUUGAUAAAGUGGAGCCCGUGCCCAGCAAGAAGACUGUAAGUCCACCCCAACUCGAAACAACAAAGGAAAUCUCAGAAGAGAAACUGGAAAAAGUAAGCUUAAGUUCAAAGAGUGAGAGCAUCGGGCCAGAUGGCAGGGCCGACUGGUGUAUUUCUCACAGAACCUAUGACAUUGGCAACAGAAGGGAAUUUGAAAGAUUUAAGAAAUUUCUGAAGGGAACAUUAGGAGAAAGAUACUGGUGGCUAUGGAUGGACAUUGAGAGGUUAAAAGUUCUCAAGGACCCUGGAAGACAUCAAAGACAUCUUGAGAAAAUGAAGAAGAGCUACCUUGUGAGCAGUGGGGAACGCUUCCUUUCUACAGAAAUCCUCUCCAAGUUUAAACUGCUCAAUGGAUCCCGGUGGACAGAAGAACAUUUGAAAAACAUUCAGAUUGAAGUCAUAAAACCCCUGCUUCUGUAUUGGGCACCAAGAUUUUGUGUAACUCAUUCAUUAUCAACAAAGAAUGCUAGCGCGGAACUGAAAUUCUGGCGCCUUCGCCAAGAGAAACCCAGGAAGGAUGUUGAUCCUUUCCCACAGAUGGCAACCCUCCUGCCGUUAAGACCAAAGUCUUGCAUUCCCCAGGUCCCCGAGGUCCAGGGAGAAGAAAUCAGUUUAUUGCAACGAUCUAAAUCGCCUAAGAAAUUAUCAAGAGUAAGCACAGGGUCUCAGAAGCCUGGGAGGAGCGAGUCCUUGCACCCCGUUCCUUCCAAGGACGACAGGCUUGAGAAAGAGUCCAAGUGGCUACCAGAGGGCGGCACGGUAAUUCGUUUGACGUCUUUUACUGACAUCUCUGAAUGUCUGAAGCCCCAGCUCGACAGAAAGUAUACUUAUACAGAAGAGCUCAGUGUUAAAACUACAUCCGACGUUGGAGCCUUGGGAGGGUCGGACAUGGAAAGCUUGUUACAGUCUUUGUAUGUUGAAAACAGAGCUGGAUUCUUCUUCACUAAAUUCUGCGAAGAUUCAGGGAACAAGCUGUGGAAGCACAGUGUGUACUUCUGGUUUGACCUGCAGGCUUAUCAUCAGCUGUUCUACCAAGACACACUUCAGCCUUUCAAAGUGUGCAAGCAAGCCCAAUAUCUUUUUGCCACUUACAUUGCUCCGUCAGCCACUCUCGACAUUGGGCUGCAGCAGGAAGAGAAGAAAGACAUUUACAUGAGAAUCCAGCCGCCGUUUGAGGACCUCUUUGACACAGCGGAGGAGUACAUCCUCCUCAUCCUUCUGGAGCCCUGGACACAGAUGGUGAUGUCAGACCAAGUGGCUUACAGAAAGGUGACGCUACAAGAAGAGACUCGGCAGCUAGAUUCCACCUACUUCAGGAAGCUGCAGGCUCUGCAUAAGGAGACAGUUUCCAAGGAGGCUGAGGACGCUGCUGGACCUGCUGCUGGCAAGCUGUCGUUGUCCGAUGUCUCCAAACAGACAGAGUACUGGAGCAACGUCCCUGAGGAAUACCGGCAUUUCACCUUCAGUGAUCUGCUUAGCAACAAACUGGAAUUCGAACAUUUCCGCCAGUUUCUAGAAUCUCAUUCUUCAAGCAUCGACCUUGCGUGUUGGACAGACAUCGAACAGUUCCGAAGAAUGCUUUUUAAGGACCAGAAGCAAAGGGAGGCAAAGUCUAUAGACAUUAAAAACAAAUAUCUUAAUAAAAAGUAUUUCUUCGGCCCCAGCAGCCCGGCUUCUUUGCAUCAGCAGGACCAGAUAAUGCUUAUGAGUGGCGGCUGGGGGAGAAUCCUUCACGAGCAGCUCGACCCAUCUGUGCUGGUGGAAAUCCAGAAACACGUCUUGAAUAGGCUGGAAAAUGUGUGGCUGCCGUUGUUCCUCUCAAGCGAACAGUUUGCGUCCCGUCAGAAGAUAAAGAUACGGAUGAAAGACAUAGCGGAUGAGCUUUUACUGCAGAGGCAUGCCAGGAAAAUUGGAGUUUGGAAGCCUGUGGCAAGUAAGUGGAUAUCUUCAUCCUGUGAGAUUAUUGCUUUCCGUAAAGCAUUAUUGAAUCCAGUCAUUGCAAGGCAAUUUCAACGAUUUGUGGCCCUGAAAGGAGAUUUAUUGGAAAACGGAGUACUUUUUUGGCAAGAAGUACAAAAGUUUAAGGAUUUGUGCCACUCACAUUGUACUGAGUCCAUCAUCCAGAAGAAGAUCACGACCAUCAUCAACUGCUUCAUCAACUCCUGCAUCCCCCCAGCUCUGCAGAUUGAUAUUCCAGUUGAGCAGGCCCAGAAGAUAAUUGAACACAGGAAGGAGCUGGGACCCUACGUGUUCCGAGAGGCACAGAUGACAAUUUUUGGGGUUCUGUUUAAGUUUUGGCCACAGUUUUGUGAGUUUAGGAAGAAUUUGACAGAUGAAAAAAUUAUGAGUGUUUUAGAGAGAAGACAAGAACAUAAACAGAAAAAGAAAAUGUCAGAGUCAGAUGAAGACAAGAUCGGAAAGGCUGGAGUCAAGCAGUAUACAAGCACUACAGGCUCUCUAACCAAAGCACCCUUAGCCAGCGAGUCCCUGCUGGGCCUGCAAGCCUAUGGUCGGCAGCCAACCUGGUGCUACUCAAAGUACAUAGAAGCCUUGGAACAAGAGCGGAUUCUUCUGAAAAUUCAAGAAGAAAUGGAAAAGAAAAUGUUCACAGGUACGUCAUCUUUCUCAAAUUUGGUUAAGCUUCCCACUGGUUCCACUAUGUCUCUGAAGAAGAACUUGUCUCUCCUCAGCUCCUGUUCUCUUUCUGCUUUCCUAACCAUCCAGAACCAGAGACACUGCCUCUCCCCCGAGAAUGCUCAGUCUCUCUGUCUCUAG